AUGUGCUUUUACCACGCCUACUCGCACCAGUGCGGACACACACAGAUGGUGUUCCAGCAACCAUGUGCCAAAGGGCAAAUGACACAGCAAAAGUGUAGCAGAGGGCGCGAGGGCGUGAUCCUGGCGACGGUCAAGGUGGAGACGCCGUGCAGUACAUGUCCGGGCAAG
Molecule: messenger RNA, 168 nt
Organism: Exserohilum turcica Et28A
Lineage: Eukaryota; Fungi; Ascomycota; Dothideomycetes; Pleosporales; Pleosporaceae
Exons: 1
Source: RefSeq, a predicted model, not a curated record